Molecule: messenger RNA, 1678 nt
Organism: Panicum hallii
Lineage: Eukaryota; Viridiplantae; Streptophyta; Magnoliopsida; Poales; Poaceae
Exons: 2
Coding region: 305-1330 (341 amino acids)
Molecular function (GO): phosphatidic acid binding
Source: RefSeq, a predicted model, not a curated record
CUCCCUACGGUGUCCCACGGUCCGCUCCUCCGAGUCACUCGGCCGACGCAGCAGCCUCGGGAGGAAACCCCGGUUUGCCCCGCGCCGCGCAUCCAGCGCUCCCUGCUGCCUGUCUUCCCACCGGCCCACCGCCACCACGUGCCCCCCACGUCUCCCCAGAUCCCAUCCACCCCCAGCUCGCAACGCGCUUGCCACGACGCGGUACAAGCAGCCACGCUUCCAUUUCCAUCCCGCACUCCGGACCGAAAUCCCCAAACCCUCGCUCGCCGCCUGCCGCCCGAUCGAGCAGCCGGCGCGAUCCGCCAUGGCGUCCGCGUACUACGAGAGCUCCCGGGGCGGCGCCGCCGAGGAGGCGGACGACUUCGACGAGUUCGACCCCACGCCGUACGGCGGCGGCUACGACCUCUUCGUCACCUACGGCCGCCCGCUGCCGCCGUCCGAGGAGACCUGCCACCCGUGCUCGGAGCCCUCCACCUCGUACGACGCGCCCCACUACUCCGCGUCCGAGCCGUCCCCUUACGGCCACCACGCCAAGGCCAAGCCCAGCUACGGGUUCCGCCCCCAGCAGGAGCAGCACCCGUCCUACGGCGGCGGCUACGGAUCCAGGCCCGAGCCCGCCGCGGAGGAGGGCGGCGGCUACGGAUCUGGCUACGGGUCCGGGUAUGGUAGGAAGAACCCAGAGGAGGAGAGCUACGGCUCUGGGUACGGGAGGAAGCCGCAGACCGAGGAGAGCUACGGGGCCGCCGGGUACGGCGCUGGCUACGGCGGCCAGGCCCGGCCGGAGCAGGGUUAUGGGUCGGCAGUGUAUGGAUCUGGGUACGGCGCUGAUCCGCCGGCCGAGAGCUACGGCUCUGGUUAUGGGAGGAAGCCGCAAGUAGAGGAGAGCUACGGUUCGGAGUAUGGGUCCGGGUACGGCAGGAAGCCGCAGGCUGAGGAGGGCUACGGAUCAGGGUACGGCAGCAGGCCGCAGGGUGGGGAGGAGUAUGGCAGUGGUGGGUAUGGGAGGAAGACUCAGGAGGAGAGCUACGGUUCCUCCGGGUAUGGCUAUGGCAGGAAGAAUGAGGAGGAGGGCUAUGGUGGUUCUGGGUAUGGGUAUGGGAAGAAGGCGUCUGAGGAUGAAGGUGUGUACGGCUCCGCUGGGUAUGGAAAGCCGAAGCCAUAUGGGAAGGAGUAUCAAAGUGGUGGGUAUGAGAGGCCGAGUUAUGGUGGCGGAGAGGAGUACCAGGGGAGCUAUGGUCGCAAGAAGAAUGAUGAUGACUCCGAUGACGAGAAGAAGCAGCGUUAUGAGAAGCACCACCACCACCACCGUCGCCACAACUACGACGAUUAAGCACACCUAUUGUGGGUACUGCUGGACGUGGGCUCAGCCUACUGCCACUAUAUCUGGUUACUGCAUGAAUAAAGAUUGUCGGGCAGUGCCUACUGCCACUAUAUCUGGACGUGGGUGUGUUUGCCUUCUGGGCAGUGCCGCACUGGACCAUUGUCGGCUCCUUUGAGUUGGUACUGCCCCACCCCUUAAGUGUGCUAUGCGUGUGGUCUGUAUGUUCGAAUCGUGACCAACUAAGUACCGUCUGUAUGUGUGAUGAACCUGGUGUGCACGCCAGUUGAGGCUGAACGUUAUACUUUGUACUUGUUCCUGUGGUGUUUCUUUCAGUGAUUGGGACCUGUCUUGGCAUCA